Molecule: messenger RNA, 2064 nt
Organism: Aspergillus saccharolyticus JOP 1030-1
Lineage: Eukaryota; Fungi; Ascomycota; Eurotiomycetes; Eurotiales; Aspergillaceae
Gene: gem1
Product: ERMES complex Ca(2+)-binding regulatory GTPase GEM1
Exons: 2
Coding region: 108-2009 (633 amino acids)
Biological process (GO): signal transduction; mitochondrion organization
Cellular component (GO): plasma membrane; mitochondrial outer membrane
Molecular function (GO): GTP binding; GDP binding; GTPase activity
Source: RefSeq, a predicted model, not a curated record
UUCAACCACAUCCGAUUGUUCGGUUGCAUGUCGACAAGUGCCAGAAGUGAUGUCUCAAUGAUCAGGGAAGGGGUGCUAGUAGCUGCCUUUCUCAAAUCCACUCCCUGAUGGCUACAGUGCGAAUCUGCGUCUGUGGAGACGAGGGUACUGGCAAGUCCAGCCUGAUCACUUCCCUCGUCAAAGGAGUCUUCGUCACGAACAAGAUCCAACCCGUCUUACCCCAGAUCACAAUUCCUCCGACCAUUGGGACUCCCGAAAAUGUCACGACAACAACAGUGGUGGACACCUCCGCGCUCCCCCAGGAGCGGAAUAACCUGGCAAGGGAGAUCCGGAAAUCGAACGUGAUCUUGCUUGUCUACUCGGAUCACUACAGUUACGAGAGAGUAGCCCUGUUUUGGCUGCCGCAUUUCCGGUCCUUAGGAGUCAACGUACCUGUGGUUCUCUGCGCAAACAAAUCUGAUUUGGCCGCGGACCACACGGAGACCCAAGUCAUUGAAGAGGAGAUGCUCCCGCUGAUGGCAGAAUUCAAGGAGAUCGACUCAUGUAUACGCACCAGUGCCCGCGAGCAUCGAAAUGUCAAUGAAGCCUUCUUCCUUUGCCAGAAAGCUGUCACGCAUCCCAUCGCACCACUUUUCGACUCCAAGGAGUCUGCCCUUAAACCCGCUGCUGUCGCUGCACUGCAGCGCAUUUUCUAUUUGAGUGACAAGGAUCGAGAUGGUUACCUCAGUGAUAAAGAGAUCGAGGAUUUCCAGAUGCGCUGUUUUGAGAAGCCUUUGAGUCAAGAGGACUUGGUCCAUAUCAAGGAAACCAUACAAAGGGGACACCCACACUCGGUCACUCCCUCGGGCAUCGACUGCCGUGGGUUCAUUCAUCUGAAUAAGAUGUACGCUGAAAAAGGUCGUCACGAGACAGUCUGGAUCAUUCUGCGGGCAUUUCAAUAUACAGACAACCUGUCGCUACAGGAGAACUUUCUUCACCCGAGAUUCGAAGUUCCCCCUUAUGCAUCAGCUGAACUAUCGCCAGAGGGCUAUCGGUUCUUCGUCAAUUUGUUCCUGUUAUCCGACAAGGACAAUGAUGGUGGCUUGAACGACGCCGAGCUGGCGUCGUUGUUUGCGCCGACACCAGGGUUACCUGCCUCGUGGGCGGAUGGCUCAUUCCCGUCUUCCACCGUGCGAAAUGAGGCCGGUCAUGUCACCCUUCAGGGCUGGCUUGCACAGUGGAGCAUGACCACCUUUACAUCACCCAAGACCACGCUUGAGUAUCUAGCGUAUCUGGGAUUCGAGUCAUCCGACCGCAGCAAUCCUUCCACUACGGCGGCGCUUAAAGUCACGCGUCCACGAAAGCGACGGAGACGACCCGGGCGUGUGGGGCGCAAUGUUGUCCUCGGCCACGUGCUUGGAGCUCCGGGAUCCGGCAAAUCGGCCCUGCUAGAUGCUUUUCUCUCGCGAGGGUUUAGCGCCACAUAUCAUCCCACUAUCCAACCCCGGACGGCUGUGAACACCGUUGAGCUCCCGGGGGGUAAGCAGUGCUAUCUGAUUCUGGAUGAGCUUGGAGAAUUAGAGCCGGCGAUCCUGGAAAAUCAGGCCAAGCUUUUAGACCAGUGCGACGUUAUUGUAUACACAUACGACUCGUCUGACCCGGAUUCCUUCGCAUAUAUUCCAGCCCUCCGGGCCAAGUACCCGCACCUUGAAGAGCUUGCAAGCGUUUUCGUGGCACUCAAGGCGGACUUGGACCGGACCACUCAGCGGGCCGAGCAUCAACCUCAUGAAUACACGGCCAUGCUGAACAUGCCCAGUCCACCGCUCCAUGUCAGCGCUACGUGGAGCUCAAUUCAAGAGGUCUUUGUUCAUAUCGCGGAGGCGGCCAUGGAACCCAGCACGGCUUUUCCGCGGAGUGAGGAAGAUGUGGAAGGCAAGUGGAUGUCGUGGGGUAUAGCCUUGGGGGCGGUUGUCUGCGCGGGGGCAGCAGCAGUGAUGAUUUGGCGGAGAGUCAGUGGCAGCGGGGUCUGAAGAGGGCGCUGUUUGAGUCCCAAUAACACUUAUGUAUGAAUAGUCGGAAACCCAG